AUGUGGGAAGAUACCUUUGGCACUAUAACUGCACAAUAUUCGAUUCCUAAAUGGAACAUCAAGUUGAAAUUUAAUGAUGCCUCCAAAUACUGCAAGGACCACGGAGGGUAUUUCGGACAGUCAGCUGACCUCGCCAUAGGUUUCACUUCUGAAGAGAUCGAUUUUUUGCUUGAUCAGGACUACUACAGGAGCUCGUGGCGCCCCCAUCUCGGAAUGACGAGAACUGAAGCGAACUCAAAAGCCAUGACCACAGUAGAAUUUGGAAUCAUGAACGAAGGUCGCAAAAUAGAACUAGAUAUGAAUUUCGACCACUGGAAACAAGGGGAGCCAAAAUAUGAUCCUGGCUAUGAUUAUGCCUGUCUGGAUAUCAAAACCAGCGAGCGUAAAUCGUGCAAACAAGGUGCCAGAAACUUCUUCUGCGCAAAGUAUUUAAAGUUUGAAGCCUUCACGACUUUCGUGGAUAUCACAUUUGAAAAGGGCUUCUUCAGAUUUACCGAUGGCGUCUCAAUUGUGGUCGAAGCUUACAUCGAGAAGCAGAACUUGACUUUCGACGAUGCCAGGAACUACUGCGCCGGCAGAAGAGGUUGGGGCUAUGAUCUAGCGGUCGGUUUCAAUCUGGCUGAAUUGCACGCUUUGACCAAGGCGGCCAAACAAAAUGAGAUGCAAGAAGAUCCCUUUCUGGGGUUGUAUCGAGGACCUCAGCGAUUCGUGUUCUAUUCGGUGCAGCGAGACGUGGCCUUUUCGGCCAUGUGGGCGCCGUGGGAGCCCGAGAAGAGGACGGAAACAGACAUAUACGGCUGUCUGAGUUCGCUCUAUCAGGCCAGAGGAGACUGUGAGGAUAGUGAGCAGCCAUUCAUUUGUGCCGCUUACAUCAUAACACCAGCAGAAUAUGGAAGUACUGGCAAAGUCAAAGUUGACUGGGAAGAUGCAGAGCCUUUUGCGAGAAAACCCAAACCAAGGGCCCGCAGUGCUCUUGAUAUAAUCUCAUCUUCAGGAGAAGAAAAGGAGUCAGAGGCUGCAAUCUACUCAAAAGGAGUUUAUGACUCCGUCUUCAACUCACUGCUGACCUUCAUUCUAGUUAUAGGACUGCUUCUGCUUAUUAUAACCUGUAUGGUUUGGACUAACCUUGCCGCUACUGUCAUGGUUCUAACUAAUUCUGAUUUAAAGAAAUUUUACGACAGAAAUUCACAAUAA
Messenger RNA from Symsagittifera roscoffensis, 1194 nucleotides. RefSeq lists its product as uncharacterized. Bases 1 to 1194 code for a protein of 397 amino acids. The transcript is spliced from 6 exons. The record is from RefSeq and is a predicted model, not a curated record. Lineage: Eukaryota; Metazoa; Xenacoelomorpha; Acoela; Convolutidae.